UUAAACCAAACUUUUCCCCUAAGGAUUUUACAUUCUAAUGUGUGUUCAUUCUCUGCUCUGUGCAGCUCUUCCCAGUUUCUAACACCAGCGUUGUUUAUUUUGUCUUAGACGUUUCUGUUUUUGUUCUAUUUUUAAUUCAACUGUGCGGUUUCCUGGCUUGAUCCAUGUGGAAAUGGAAUAUGAGGAGGUCCCUAGAGAGAGACUAUCAAGGUUUUGAGUUAUUACACGGACAGCUGCUGUAACUGCUCCUCUCCUGGAUAAAUAUGGACCCUCCCGCCCUGUGCGUCCUUCAGACCCUGCUGGUGCUGAUGAUCUUGCCCCCUGUUGCCUGUGUCCCUUGCCCCCAGCCGUGCUCCUGCCCCCAGCCCACUGAGCUCCACUGCACCUUCCGCUCCCUCAUUACCAUCCCAGCUGCUGUAUCUAAACAAGUGGAACGCAUGAACCUGGGGUUCAACAGCAUUAAUAAGAUCACAGACAAAUCACUGGCUGGUCUGAGGAAGCUGGAGGUUCUGAUGGUCCAUGGAAACGACAUCCACAGUCUACCAGAUCGAGUGUUCAGGGACCUUAUUUCACUACAGAUGUUGAAGAUUAGCUACAACAAACUGAAGGAGAUCAACAGACACACCCUCCAGGGUCUUUGGGCCUUGGCCAGGUUACACCUGGACCACAACCGACUGGAGUUCAUCCACCCAGACACCUUCCAGGGCCUCACCUCCCUGCGGCUGCUGCAGCUGGAAGGCAAUCGGCUUCAGCAGCUGCACCCAGCCACCUUCACCACCUUCACUUUGAUGGGCCACUUCCACAUCUCUACUCUGAGGCACCUCUACCUGUCAGACAACAUGCUGAUGUCACUGCCCUCCAGGCUGGUGGCUACCAUGCCUCAGCUGGAGAACCUGUACCUCCAUGGUAACCCGUGGACAUGUGACUGCAACAUGAGGUGGCUCCAUGACUGGGAUAAAACCUCACCAGGUGUCUUAAAAUGUAAAAAGGACAGGGCCCUUCCUGGUGGCCAACUGUGUCCCAUGUGCUCCUCUCCCAGACACCUCCAGAGAGAAGAGCUCCAGGCUGUAGAGAACAUGGUCUGCAGCAGCCCCAUCAUCACCUCUUCUCACAGGACUUCCCUACUUAAUGAUGUCGAGAGUGAGGUCUUAUCCACAGAGGACUUCAGGGAACCGUUUGGAAACAUCUCCCUGGGCCUGUCAGACGAACAUGGGAAUGAGGUGGAUCUGAAAUGUAGCAUUGGUGAGCCAAGAGAGCUUACCAAGAUCAACUGGGAGCAGAUCAACCAGCUUCAGCUGGCCUCCAACAUCACUUUGUCGGUGGAUCUUGAAUGCCCCGUUGAUAGAGAAAAAUAUGAGCAACUGUGGCGGUUAAUCGCUUACUAUAGCAAUGUGCCAGCCCACUUACAAAGGGGGAUUAUGCUCAGACAAGAUCCUCAUCCAACCUAUGUGUACAGACAGGACUCUGAGAAGGAUGCCCUGUACUACACAGGUGUUAAAGUUAAUAUCAUGGCCCAGCCGGCAUGGCUGAUGCAGACAUCUGCAGACCUUCAGCUGAACAGACUUCAAUCAUCAGCCAAGAUGGUAAAAUUGAUCCUGAGCACGGACUUCUCAGAGACAGUAGAGGUGGAGCUGUUGCAGAGACAUAGGAGAACAUGGGUCAUGACUGAGUCAACCAACAUGACUCGUAAAGUGAUGAGUGCUAUCCUGGGGAGCCCGAUUCAAAUGUACUGUAACGUGCACAGUUCUGGUCAACCGGUAAUCCACUGGAUGCUGCCAGACGGCUCCAAGGUGAAGGCACCGCACAGCAGUCCAGACAACAGGGUGUCUGUGUCUAGUGAUGGACGACUGGUCAUUAAAGCUGUCAGCCACACAGACACAGGAAUUUACUACUGCAUUGCCAAGCUUCACGGAGACCUUGCUGUUCUGCCAUUCCAUCUGACAGUGCAGGAAUCCUCUAGCCCUCCCCCAGGGGAAGACACCACUGAUACACCUAUAGAGGGAUUUGCAGGGAACCCCAUUUCAGUACCUUGCGCAGCCUCUGGUUCCCCUGAUGCUGAAAUUAACUGGAUUCUACCAAGCAACAACAUAGUUAGUUUCCAAGCCAACUCAUCCAGAGCUUUGGUCUAUUCCAACGGCACUCUACAUAUCCCACAGACUCAGUUAUUGGACAGUGGUCAUUAUAAAUGCAUCGCCAUAAAUCAACACGGUGUGGAUACGCUGGCUACAAAAAUCACUCUCGUCAGGAGCAAAGGGCUGAUAAGGCCUUUGAGGAAGUUUCCUGCAAGACCUCAGUCAGCCUCAGGGGUCAACGCUCAGAUUAAAGUUCCCGCAAAGGAUACAGAGGAAGCAUCAGGAGACAUUGAGGUUACUCAGGUGAGGACUCCAGUGAGCCGCUUGGAUCCUUUGAGAAGGAGAAUUCCAGCAGGUGUGGUCCCAGGCAGGAGAGGUGUCCAUCCAUCGAGAAAUAUUUGGCGGAGGCCAGCAGUGGUUCGAAAACCAACAGGAUCACGUGUUGAAGACAUGAAAAAUAUAGUUGAAAGCAGGAGAAAGAUUAAUAUGUCAAAGAGUAAAAUAGACCCAGAGAAAUGGGCUGAUAUUUUGGCUAAGAUUAGGGAAAGAAAUACUCAGAAUACUGUGACACCACUCCCAGGUCAGUAUACGACAGAGAGGAAACUUACAAAGCAGAUAACACAGUCACAAGAAACUAUUGAGGGAUCAUCGGAUGGUUUGACUGUGCAGGAAAAAGAGGGCCAGGAUUACUUCACAACACCAUACAAUCCAGUACAACAUACACAAACGAAAACUCAUACACAAGGCCAAAGCACACACGAAACAUCUAAUACCUACACUGCACAUAAUGCACAUCAGCAAACACACAGCAUACAUGCUACUGCAGAGCCACACACAAUACAGAGUACAUACAGUGUACCACACACAAGCCGUGAUAUGAACUUGGAUCUAUCCACAACUUCAAACAGCGUAUUUUUCCUCGCACAGACUACAUCUGUUCCUCUACAGGCUGUCACUUUCUGGCAGGCUAGCACAAACACUGCAAGCAGCAGCAGUACAUUUUCUCUACAAGAGAACCUUAGUACAAAUACAGAUGUUGAUAGAGUCAAAACAGCUGAUUUGUCCAAGGCAUUGGAGAGGAGCAAGAAUAUGGAUAGACCAAAUGUUGUUGCCAGCUCUAAUAAUGGCAGAGAACUCUUUUCAAGUGGAAGUCAAAUUAUCCCUUUGGUCAACCCAAAUGAAUCAGAGACAAGCCAAAAGGAAAAUGGAAAAUAUCUUAGUGAGACUGCAACAACGUCACAGUUGCAUACUCAGCCAAAGGACACAGUAAAUGAUCUGCAAUCUCAAUCAGUGCUCACAAUAGCAUCUCCAACAACUACACUUGUACCCACCACUACAAGAAAGAUGGGGUCUGGAAGGCAAUCGCUGCAGAGCCAACGACAACCUUACUCUAGGAGAAGGAAUGGGGCUGGUCGGAGAAAACAGACAAGAAGGAAACAAAAGCUGAAUAAACUCACCAAGUUUAUAGCCACCACACCUACAAAUGCUCCCCUAGCAACAGCAAGGACCACUGCCUCCACACAGCUAAAAAUAGAACCAUUAGAAGUUACAACAGCCAAUUUCAAUACCACUGUUCCAUUCAGUGGCAGCCAAGCAGCGUCAUCAGGCAGACUGAGUCAUGAAGAAAGCACAGUUUCAAGGCAUGACGGCGAGGCAGCCACCAAACUCUUUUCACUACCAGCUUCUCCCCACGAAACAAACAACAGUCUUCAACCCCAGGCCAAACCACUAUUCAAAAGCACAUCAGCGGCACUGUCAUUUCCAACAGCCUUUCCAGGAGUGGGUCACGGAAGGACGAGUUCUCAGACAACCUUAGGAAUCUCAGAGAGUGCAUCUCCACCAGAGCACUUGGAUAUACUCACAUCAACCACUCAGCAGGGGUUUACAGGCAGCUCUCAUCUACCUGUUAAGCCCUUAGAGGAGAAACAAAAGGUGACAGGAGACCUUGGACCUGCGCCACCCUCUGACAAUUCUUCUAGGAAUUUUCACGCAGUAAUACAAGUUCAAGAAGAUGUCAGGCCAAAUCAAUCUGGCCAUGAAUAUACAACCACUGAAAAGAGUGGAAAGAUGCUUUUGAGAGAAACUGGCAUGUGUUUUUCUCAACUGCCAUCCACAUCCACCUCAGCUGCUUCCUUGAUCGAACAUCAAAUCAAGACAACCUCUGAAUACACUUCAAGUGGCUUAAUCACGACACAGAGCAUGCCUUUUGAUUUAGACACAGAAGAGGUUACCACAAAGAAACCAACAGUACCUAAAAGAUCGUAUUAUAGUUUUCAUCAAAAUAAAACCAGUGAGUCAGAGUUAUAUCGACAUUCCUCAAGGCCUACUACUGUGACCCCAACGGGAGUGGCGCCACAUGUCACACUACACAAAACGUCUUCUACUGUAGCUAAGAGCCCUUCACUCAGGGCCACCACUCAGGAGGCUCCCAGGAUCACCAAUAUUCCAGACAACAAGAGUCAAGACCAACAAAUCCAACCCAUCACCACAUCAGAUCCUAGAACAGCAGACAUCCAUACUGUAACCCACUCAACUGACCACAAACUGGAUGUAUUUAUCAGUACAAAUCCAUCUUUGCCAGCCCUAAAAUUUACUAGAGAGCAGACAACUGAGCAGACGGCCACCCCUGCCCCAACAAUGGCUGCAGUCCAAACUAAUCCAUUCAGAGACGGACUGCUAACAAGCACUCAGGAUGUGUCCAGAAAGCACCAGCUACCUGGACAAGGAUCUAUUCCAAGAGGAAAGGCAAAGAUAACUAAGCGUAAUUUCCACACUUUCACUGUGAAAGCUGAAACAGAUGCUCAGCUUCCCUGUGAGGCUGUGGGUGAGCCAAUGCCCUUCCUGUCAUGGACUAAAGUUGCCAGCGGGGCAAGUAUUGCUCGGAAUACCCGGGUCCAGAGGUUUGAGGUCCAUCCAAAUGGUACAUUAAUCAUCAGGAACACACAGCCCAUGGAUGAGGGCCAGUACCUGUGCACGGUCCAGAACCAGUAUGGCACAGACAAAAUGGUAAUCAGCCUUGUGGUACUGUCUCAGCAACCACGGGUCCUUCAACCUCGGCACAGAGACAUCACUGUGCAUCUAGGUGGCAAAGUCGCUUUAGAGUGUAAAGUGGAGGGGCACCCUACGCCUCAAGUCACAUGGGUACUCCCUAACCAUGUCCACAUGACUACUGCCGCACUUAGUGUUGUCGCUCAGCAGCGUGUGGACAUCUUGAAUAAUGGGACCCUCCAGCUCAGCCAGGCCACUUACACAGACAGAGGGAUUUAUAAGUGCAUUGGCAGCAGCGCAGCCGGAAGCGACACAGUUUCAGUCCGCCUUUAUGUCUCAGCAUUGCCACCUGUCAUUCAGCAGACACAAAAUGAGAACAUCACCCUCUCUGAGGGCAGCACUGCCUACAUCCACUGCACUGCCACAGGUGACCCUCAGCCUGUCAUCCGCUGGAUCACACCUGAUGGCAUACAGCACACUGCUUCCCAGUUUGUUACUGGACGCAACCUCAUAGUCUUCCCCAAUGGGACCCUCUACAUACAGGGACUGGGCCCAGGAAAUGCUGGGAGAUAUGAGUGCUCGGCCAGUAACGCAGUGGCAUCCAGCAAGAGAACAGUGAUCUUGAGCAUAAAGCGGAAUCCAUCCUCUGGCAAGGCCAGUAUCACCUCAUCUUCCCCCCAGAAAACAGAUGUGAUCUAUGGGGGGAAGCUGCUGCUCAACUGUGUGGCAACAGGAGAGCCAGUGCCCCGGAUCAUCUGGAGGACGCCCUCUAAGAAGCUGGUGGAUGCUCAGUACAGUUUUGACACCAGAAUCAAGGUGUUCCCGAAUGGCACUAUAACCGUUCAUUCUGUGACUGACAAGGACAAGGGAGACUACCUGUGUGUGGCACGUAACAAGAUGGGCGAUGACUACGUUCUGCUGCAGGUCAAUGUGCUGACCAGGCCGGCCAAGAUCGAGCAGAAGCAGCAGCGAUCCAGUCAGGAAGUGGUGUACGGUGGAGACCUGAAGGUGGACUGUGUGGCCUCUGGUCUCCCCAACCCUGAGAUCAGCUGGGCACUGCCGGAUGGCACCAUGGUCAACCCUGUCAAACAAAGAGACAGUGUCCGCAUGGGGCGUAGUCGCAGGUAUGUGGUGUUUGAUAAUGGGACACUGUACUUCAACGAUGUUGGCAUGCCAGAAGAAGGUGACUACACCUGCUACGCCGAGAACCAACUUGGCAAAGAUGAAAUGAAGGUUAGAGUCAAGGUCAAGGUUGCAACUUCCCCACCACAAAUCCAGGAUAAAGACCAAAAGAUUGUCAGGGUUAUCUAUGGUGAGACUGUUACACUGAGAUGUAACGCCAAAGGGGAUCCAAUGCCAGCCAUCACAUGGAUAUCCCCUACAAACAGACUGAUCUCGCCAGCUUUAGACAAACACCAGGUCCUGGAUGAUGGGACAUUGGUGGUUCAAAAGGUCCAACGUUUUGAUGGAGGUAACUACACUUGCAUGGCCAGGAACAAUGCAGGACAAGACCACAAAGUCAUCAGGAUAGAGGUCCUGGUAACAUCUCCAAUGAUCAACGGCUUAAGAGGAACUGCCAACACCAUCAAGGUGACUGCAGUCCAGGAUCAGCGGAAGUUGGUGGACUGUGUGGCAAAGGGAACCCCCACUCCUCGCAUCAUGUGGGUUCUACCAGGAAAUGUGAUCCUUCCUGCACCAUACUACAGCAAUAAAAUGACAGUUCACCAAAAUGGUACCUUGGAAAUCCAAUCACUUAAGAGGACAGACUCUGGGCAGCUGGCUUGUAUUGCUCGUAAUGAAGGAGGGGAGGUCAGGCUGGUGGUUAACUUGGAUGUGAAAGAAGUUGUCGAGAGGCCACAAAUUAGAGGUCCCAAAACAGAUAGCUUGUCGCUAACUGUGGGGAAUGCCAUGAUGUUGAAUUGUUCCUUUGAGGGCUCAACACUACCCCAUGUCACUUGGAUCUUACCCAACGGUACACCUUUGCAUAGUGGUGCUCGGUUUUCAAAAUUUUUGCACCAGCCUGAUGGCUCUUUGAUCAUUAGCAACCCUUCUGUUGCUGAAGCUGGUAUGUACCGCUGUCUGGGGUAUAAUUCUCGCGGGCUUGUGGAGCGUACAAUCACAUUGUCCCCCGGUAGAAAGCCAGAGAUCAACAACAAAUACAACUCUCCUGUCAGUGUCAUGAAUGGGGAAAGAAUUUUGCUAAAUUGUCUAACCAGUGGUGAACCCCUCAGACUAACAUGGACAUUACCCAGUGGGGUUGUCCUCAACCGGCCACAAAUAGCUGGACGAUAUGCUGUACUUCCCAAUGGGACGCUUGCCAUCCAACAAGUAUCAGUCUAUGACAGGGGGUCCUACAUUUGCAGAGCUGCAAAUGAGUAUGGCAGCUCUAAGCUUUCUGUAUCGGUAAUUGUGAUUGCAUACCCACCUCGAAUUACCAACGGCCCUCCCUCUGUAACUUACGCCAAACAUGGAGUUGCUGUUCAGUUGAACUGUGUAGCAACUGGCAUCCCUAGAGUGGAGGUAGCAUGGGAAACACCUGAUAAAACCCGCUUGGCUGUCAUUGCGCAGCCGCGCCUUUUUGGAAACAAAUACCUCCAUCCGCAAGGUUCCCUGAUCAUCCAGAACCCGACACAAAGAGAUGCUGGGGUCUACCGAUGCACAGCUAGGAAUGUCAUUGGCAUAGACUCUAAAUCCACAUUUCUCAAUGUGUUCUGAAGGAUUUCGCUAUUCAUCAUGGUCCAUUUUCAUACUGUAUGCCCAAGCAACUGCCUAGUUAAAAGCAGCUAAUGUUUUUAAUGAUCAAAAUGUUGUAAAAACUGCUGUCACAAUGAUGAAAUAAUGAGUUAAUUAAAUCCUGCAAAUCUGUGCUUAUCUGCUCUUCCUUCAUAUGGGCUGUAAUUUAAUAACUUCAGUGUAGACUAAAUAAAAUUUCAAGUUAUAUGUGGUAAGAUACAUGUUGGACCAAGGACUAUAGUAAAUGAACCAAAACAGUUCCCUUCUAUGCUUCUAAGUUUAGGAGUUGUGGAAAAAAUGGCCACAUGAUGGCAACUUACCAAAACUCAGUUCCUCCUUUGCCACUUUUUCCCACUCACAAAGCUAAGUGGUUUUCAGUAGUUUUGGAUAUCCCUUGCUAACAGACAAACUGGACCAAAAACAGAGAGUCUUUGCAUCGUAGCAUCGUCAGCUGUACAUGCACCUUUGCUUUGAUGACGUAGCACAGUUGCUUCAAUGACAACAAUGACGAUGAUUGAUGAUUAUGUCAAGCUGUAAUGAAUUGCAAAACGUCUAUAUUUUCUAACUUGGAUCUAUUGUUUAACUUAAUAAGAAAAUUUACUGAAAAUGUAAAAUGUUGCCUUUUGUCUUUUACUGAAUUUGAGUAAUCAUUGGUAUCUUGUGCCUUUCAGAAAUGUCCAUCUUACAAGUUUUUCUCAGCCGCUUUAUGAACAUUUCUCAGAUCAGAAUUGAAAUUCUCAAAACUACUUGUUCAUCCUCCACAUCAUCUUGUCACAUCAUAAAAUCAAUUUCUCAUCGGUUUGAACAAAUUGUAAAUGAUUUGACAUAUUGAUGCAAAUGAUUAUGUACAAUUUUCUGCUGUUUUCUACAUUAUCAAUUGCUUAUGUCAUGCUGUUCACAAUGUAUUAUACCGGUUCUCUGUUAAAUUGACGUACCCCAAAUACUUUGUACUGUUGAAAUUGAUAUGCCCUAUUAAAAAAGUGCAGCCUUGUGCAUUUUCAAUCAUUGUCAUCAAAACCUUAGCCAUAGUGUACAUCAGAAAAUACUUACAGACUACAUUGUUAUAUUGACAACUUGACUUAACAUUUUGACUAUCUUGUUCGUGAACAGUGACCAAAGGACUUGUCAUUCUGAUGGCACUGACAUGUUCACUGACAUAAAGAUUUACUUUUGAAAGAUAGACUAAGGAUUUUAAGCAAGUUACAGGCUUUUGCAGGUAAUCCACUGUGUAGUGCUAUGAUGUGUUUCAAGAAAUGCACUUUGUGUUUUGCAAAUGUGAUGAUUUAAUUAAUGUACCAAAGCGACUGAGAAAAACUGUAAGUAUUUUCUCUGUGUUUCCAUAACUGAGUCAGAUAUUUCAAUAAUAACUGUUUCCUGCUCUCAGCAGUCUUUGAAUCUGCUUCCGAAAAAUGCUGAUGCAAGUUCAAUGUCCUUAUUUGUAAAUUAUUUGUCUUUGACAGACUGUGAUGUAUAGCAAUUUGCCCAUAUUUUAAUAAAAAUAUUUCCACCUGUUUCUACUAA
Messenger RNA from Micropterus dolomieu (smallmouth bass), 9314 nucleotides. It is a transcript of the gene mxra5a, whose product is annotated as matrix-remodelling associated 5a. Gene Ontology annotation, cellular component: extracellular region. NCBI's taxonomy places the organism in Eukaryota, Metazoa, Chordata, Actinopteri, Centrarchiformes, Centrarchidae. Bases 264 to 7775 code for a protein of 2503 amino acids. The record is from RefSeq and is a predicted model, not a curated record. Gene Ontology annotation, molecular function: protein binding. The transcript has 8 exons.